AUUUAAAGACGCUGCGGGCACGAUGCGAUAACUCUGUCACUCCAUUCCACCAAAACUCAAGACACUUCCCCACCCUCAGUCCCGCUCCCCACCGGGGACAAGGGGAGAGGUCUCAUCUGCAACGCUAAAGGCCACCCAGCUGCGCCCACCUCACCGCCUACGGCAGCUCCGAUUUCCCCCGCGCCCCGCCACCCCAUCUUCUGCCCCGCGCCCCAGCCAGCCCCCGGCCACAGCACAGUCCGCUCCAGAUCCGCGCCAGGUUUCCUUCGCAUCGCUGGGGUCUCCGCCCCUCCGAGCGCCGCCGCCGGAGCCGAGCCGGAGCGUAGCGGCGGGAGCCACGCGCACCUCCGGAAUCCCGAAGCGCUGGGAGCCCGAGCCCGCGAGCGGGUCUGAGCGGCGGUGCUGACCCCCCCUUCUAUCAGAACUCCGAGUCGGGACCGGACGGCGCGGCCGGGUCCCCGCGCCUCAUCGGAAUUUGACCCUCGGAGCUCCGAGGUGACCCCUCUCUGCGCUGCCGGCCUCGAUCGGCUUCUCAGCGCCCUGGCCCUGGCUCGGGAGAGGAUCAUGAAGCUGGAAGCCAGCAGUGAUGGAGCCACCUCAGGGCUUUCUAAGCCCAAAAAAGACAUGGAGCCAGAUGCAGAGGUAUGCUCAGAGAUCCCAGGAGGGCAAGUCCCUGGGUCCAAGCCCAGUUCUGGAUCAGGGCCUGAGGCCGAGACCGGCCCUUUGGACUUCAUAGUGGCCACAGAAAGGGAAUUUGAAGAGGUGUUGGCUGUCUCGGCCGCUCCCACAGCUGGCUCUAGGAUCCCCACCACAGAGCAGUGCCGGCCAAGUGCAACGGAGGAACAGCAACGGAGUGCUCAGUGUGUGAGAAGAGGCGAGUCCUUUGAACGGAGAGCCCCGUCGGAGAGCAACUCCCCACACACACAAUGGCUUCCGUCGCAGAUCGAGAGGGAGUCGGUACACCGGAUCGACGCCGGGGAGACGCCGCUGGCGGAGGGACUGCGCGUGGCGUCCCCGGAGCACUGCAAGAGGGUGGCCCGGCUGCUAGAGCACUUCUUUUCGCAGCUGGUAAGAGACAGCACCCGGGGAAUCGAAGUGGCACGACUCACCAGGGACGAUCAGCUAGGGCCCCAGGAGCUGAAGAAAUUCCGCCUAAUCACCAAGCAGAACAAAGGAGCUCGGAGGGCCGGCCUCUCCUCAAGGGGCCUCCGGGCUUUGUCCCCCCUUUCCUGCAGUCAGUCACCGCCUUUCUUUCACUGCCCGCUCUGCCCAGUGGAGGCGCCCAUGAUCCCUGCCCUGGGAAUCCCAGUCCUUACCCAGACCUUGUUGUCCAGGGAAAAUCAAACAGCUUCCACUUCCAAUGCCUCCGGCGUCUUCUCGCAGCUGCCCGGGGAGGCCGUGUGGAAGGCUGGCAGCGACCUGGCACGCCUCCUGCUGUCGCCCUCCUUGCAGCGACAGGAGAAACCAUCCCAGAAGUGGCCGCCCUACUGGCCGAGUGAGAGUAACCUGCGCCUCCUGGCGGCCAAAGGCCUGAAGUGGCGCAUGGACAGCCGCGCGCGACCGCGCGGUGCUCACGCUGUGCACGCGCUUUCCACGCUGUGCACGCGCCCUUUCCACGUCCCGCACCGCGGCAACAGCACGUGGCGCUACCUCCGCAUCGAUGCCUUCAGCAGCGACAGUGCGCAGAGGCAGAGCCAGCUUCUGUAGCAUCUGCAGCUCCAGAGCCCUUUCAGUCUCAACGUCGUGUGCCAACUCUUCCCGGCGCCCCAGUUGUGGUCACAACUGGUGGCUGACUUCCACCAGGCUGACUGGGGGCUCGCACUGGUCAAGGGUUAUACUGAACAGUACUUGCUGGAGGCCGACAACUAAGGCCUCCCCAGUCAAGUUGGAGAGGAGAGAAGAUGCACUUUAGACCCACCUCCUUCCGCGGAUCCCCGCCCCCACCAAGCCCUGGCCCUACUGCUUCAAGUUCCGCCCCUUACCCCUGCUCUUGGUCCUCAGUCUGUUGUUCAGUCGCUCAGUCGUGUCUGACUCUUUGCGACCCCAUGGACUGCAGCUUGCCAGACUUCUCUGUCCAUCACCAUCUCCCCAAGCUUGCUCAUAUUCAUGUCCAUCCAUUGAGUCGGU
Bubalus bubalis (water buffalo) is the source of this 2127-nucleotide messenger RNA. It is a transcript of the gene NAT16, whose product is annotated as N-acetyltransferase 16 (putative). The record is from RefSeq and is a predicted model, not a curated record. Lineage: Eukaryota; Metazoa; Chordata; Mammalia; Artiodactyla; Bovidae.